Messenger RNA from Saprolegnia parasitica CBS 223.65, 548 nucleotides. RefSeq lists its product as hypothetical. The record is from RefSeq and is a predicted model, not a curated record. Lineage: Eukaryota; Oomycota; Saprolegniomycetes; Saprolegniales; Saprolegniaceae. The coding region runs from base 24 to 548 and encodes 174 amino acids. The transcript is spliced from 2 exons.
UGUUAUAACACUUGAAACCACCGAUGACGGACUGCUUGCGCUGGCGGUACCUCUCGGAGGACCACGUGCUGGACCUCGGGCUAAUCCACGAGCCGGCGCAGCUGCGCGACUACCUCGCCAAUGUCUUCACCUUCCCACCGAGCCCGCUCUUCACGCGCAAGGCGCCGGCGCCAUUGCACCUCGUCGUGGACAUGUACAUGUACCUGUACGCGUUCACCAAGCAGCACGAGUUCAGCGCCGAGCGCACCUCGACGGUGCUGGCGAUCGUGCACAGCCUCGUGCUCACGGACCUCUUCCUUCACGGCGAGAAGGACCUGCGCGCGCUCCCGACGCUGCCCGGAAGCUUUGGGCGCUUCCAGGCUAUGCUCCUGCGGCACAGCGUCGAGCGGCCGCCGAUGAGCACAGGAAUUUUUGACGCCACCGACGUCACCCGCAUCGUCGACUACGUGACGCACACGUACUACCGCCACUUUCACUUGUAUCAGAGCAUCUUCCUGCCGCAAACCCACUUGUGGCUUGCAUGGAUGUCGCCAGCGUCAAGCCCGUAG